Messenger RNA from Pseudozyma hubeiensis SY62, 408 nucleotides. RefSeq lists its product as hypothetical. The record is from RefSeq and is a predicted model, not a curated record. Lineage: Eukaryota; Fungi; Basidiomycota; Ustilaginomycetes; Ustilaginales; Ustilaginaceae. The transcript is spliced from 2 exons. The coding region runs from base 1 to 408 and encodes 135 amino acids.
AUGAGCCAAGACAGCAGGCUCUACCCUCAAAGUCACACCCACGUCCACACACAGCCCGGCGAGCGUCACAGCGUCACAGCGUCACAGCGUCGUCGCACUGUGCUGUUGCGUUGCGUCGGAAGAUUGAAAAAGUGGAGUGCGGCAGGCCGCCUUCCCGAGCUUCUGAAAAAUCGUGGCAGCAGAAGCCAGAAGAAGCACCUAGCCUGCGGCAUCAGGGUCCGCUACAGCAAGACCCUUUUUCCAGCGAUUCGACAGUCGAUACCGAUUUCUUAUGCGUUCAAAUCGGACCGGAUCACCUUGCCACGAACAUCGGUCGCACCUACCGACGCAAUAGACCACGGAGCAGGCCAAAUGAGCACAACAGUACAUGACUGUACAGCGAAGAGCAAUGUGCAGAGUCUGAGGUAG